AAUCCAAAGAAAGGACAGGCGGUCGCUAGACAGCCCACAGUGCCGCUUUGUGGACAACGACUCCCAUUGUUAGGGCGGAGAGACAUGUAUCUUGUCAGAAUAUUCAUAAUCUUUGGUCAAGCACAGCAGCGAUGGGACAACUGCAUUGGCUGGAAACAAGCUAUUUGUCAGUAAAUAAAAUAAAACCCAAAGUAAGGUAUUAUGACGAACAGGGUUGCAAAAGUAUCACCCUGUUUUCUUGACUUGUCAGCACUCGACAUGUGACCAAUUGCAGUCACACGGAAUUUGCUAGUAAGCCUGCUUGUAAGUGUUUUGUCUUGUUGGAGUUCCAGUCAUAGUCCUCACUGCUGAUCCUAACCAGGCAUGUGGCUUCAUCCACACAACAGGGACUAACCUCAGCUGCCACACAGGGACUAGCCUAACCACACAGGCAGGCAUUGACCACCGUUGAAGUCUGCCAUCACUGUUCAUUUAUUCCUAUAACCAUGGCUGACAGCAACACCAUCAGGCUCCGAGUCUUCUCCCUCAACUGCUGGGGUAUCCGUUACCUCAGCAAGCACUGUCGGGAGCGCUACGCCAUGAUCGGAGAGCUUUUGAGCAGAGAGGAGCAUGAUAUUGUGCUGCUGCAAGAGGUCUGGAGUGAAAAAGACUUCCUCUGCUUGAAAAGGAAACUUUCCUCUACCCAUCCGCACUCCCAUUACUUCAAAAGUGGAGUCAUAGGCAGUGGAAUGGCCACGUUCUCCAGACAUAGAAUCCAUGACGCAUUUCUCUACCGCUAUUCAUUAAACGGCUACCCAUACAUGGCCCACCAUGGAGACUGGUUUGGAGGCAAGGCUGUGGGGAUGGUCAUAUUAAACAUAGGCAGUCUGGCAGCACACGUCUACAUCACACAUCUGCAUGCAGAGUACAGCAGGGAGAAAGACUCCUACUUACCUCAUAGAGUGGUACAGGCCUGGGAGCUGCAGCAGUUUAUUCGUCAUACCUCCAGUGGAGCAGACCUGGUGAUUUUGGCCGGAGAUCUGAACCUGCAUCCCCAGGACCUUGGCAACCGGUUGCUACGGACAUACACUGGCCUCCGGGACAGUUACACAGAGACUGCUAAGUUUGAUGGCUGUGAGGACGGCAUCACUCUUAUAGCAGAUAACCCUUUCAUCAAUCCCAAAGAGCUCUGCCCCUUCGAGAAGGGCAUCAGAAUAGAUUACAUCCUCUACAAGGGGUCAGGAAGAGUGUCUAUCCAGUGUGAGUCUCUGUCAACCACCAAGGGUUCUGUCCCUGACCAUCCCUUCCCUUACUCUGACCACGAGGCCCUGAGCGCAGAGCUGCAGCUGCAGACCCUGACCCAGCAGGCAGGAGGAGAUGAGACCAGAGGUGACCAGGACUGUGCUGCAGGUAAGCUGGCUGAGCUGGUGGACAUUGUGACGGAGGCCCGUACUGAGGUGAAGGUGGGCCUGUACUGUGCUGAGAGGAUGCGCUACACGGCAGCUCGUACCGGGGUGAUGGGCCUGGCCCUGCUGCUGUUGGAGCUGGCCAUUGCUGCUGUUCCCUGGCUGGGAGCUGACCAGCCCUUCCCCCGGGCCUCCUUUUACCUUCUGGGGGUGCUGUGCUUUGCCAUCCUGAUCACCACCUUCCUGCUCUACAUCUUCUACACCAUGGAGGUGAAGUCUCUACAGGGGGCAGAGGACCAGAUGAGGCUGGCUGUGGGGAGCCUCCAGGAGCGCCUGAGGCGAUUCCCCCUUGCCCAGCCUCUGAACCCCCUCUGUAGGCCACCAGACAGACAGGACCCCUGCCCUCUGGAGCCAGAGGAAUAGAGGCAGGAGGAGGGGGGUAUAAAAUGAACGGUGAGGAACUGAUCUUAAAGAUGGAAUCUGCAGUAGGGGAAACAAUGCCCGAUGGCUGUUUUUGUUGAUGAAGCAGCGGUGGGGAGCGUCGCGGAUUAAGAUAGAACAGCUGCAUAUGUACUGUAAUUUGUUUUAUCGCGUAUUGAAUGAUGUCCGAUGGGCAGGGGCGGAAAUCCCGGGGGGGACCGGAGGGACACGACCCCCCCCAUCCUG
Molecule: messenger RNA, 2051 nt
Organism: Salmo salar (Atlantic salmon)
Lineage: Eukaryota; Metazoa; Chordata; Actinopteri; Salmoniformes; Salmonidae
Gene: smpd2b
Product: sphingomyelin phosphodiesterase 2b
Molecular function (GO): sphingomyelin phosphodiesterase activity
Source: RefSeq, a predicted model, not a curated record